AUGUACGCGUCACCGCUGUACUUUCGCCAACUCCACACGGACGCCCGCACGGUGAACUACACCAACACGGUGCUGGUGCGGCGCAACAACCGCCACUGGUGGUUGGGCUACGUGCAGGACCUUGACGGCGACCGCUUCCUCAUUGACUUCGACGCCAGCAGCCUGCGCCGCAGAUGGAUCCCCUCCCGUCACGUCUGGCCACACCCUCUCCUCCCGCGGGCGGUCCCUUGCCCGCGCGGCCUUUCCAUCCACGUGGCAGUCCGGGAAACCCCCGAGUUACCGAUGGUCUUCCGCCCCGGGACCAUCACCCACGAAGUGGCGGACCUCUUCCACGGCGUCCGCCUCGAGGGCGGGGACCCGACCUCCCCCGCCCUCAUCGUCGACCAGUGCCAGUUCGUCAGCACCCUCCCGCCGCGCCACAGUAAGCGGAGCUUCGCCAGCGGGAAUACGACGUUCGUCUACCGCAAGCACGUGGUGAAUUUCGAGCAGGCGGGGUUAUUGCGGGAUGUGGCGUUGUUGCCGAAAUUCGCGGGGCGGACGUGCCGGAUCACGCUGGGUGCGGGGGACACCGUGUGCGACGCCAGCUGCCAGUUCGCCCGGUCGUUUGCGGUGGGCUCGGGGGAAUCGACAUUCCACUGUACCGGACUGCAUUUACCCUCGAUGCCCCACGAUAUCCGGGCGAUCUAUACCUUCAAUGUGGGCUGCCGGAUGUUCGCGCGGGUGGACACGGGGACCGUGACCUUUGUGUGCGCCGAAGUGCACGGGAAUGCCGCCGGAAGGAGUAUGUUCUGGACCGAGGAGGCCCUGCGGGAGGCCUGUCAGGACUGCGUGGCAGCGCAGCAGCCACGCCUAUCGCCCAGUAUUAGCAGUGAGCAUGGCGCAAUGGACAACUUCCAAUCUGACGAAGAAGAAGCCCAUAUCAAUGAGCUUCCAUAUACGAUUCUGGCAGACAUACUUCUUCAAGGCGAUAUGUUUACUCAACAGCGACUAGAUCGAGUGUGCACUAUGUGGAGACUUCUCUUGGAAGAUUACGCCAUGGCCAGAGAGCGCCUCCGCGUUCUCGAUAUCUCAUGGCUACUCGCGGAAAAGCCCGUGGAUGAAGAAUUCAACGUCGAAUGCCAUUAUCAAACUUACCAACUCGUGACGAAGCUGGACCGCAGCUUGACCGUAUUGACACCGAUCCUGGCGUUAGUGGACACGGCGGGCUGUUUCGAUCCAACUAAGAAACCAGAUGGGCGGGACGCAGCCGGACAGGCUCAUUGUAUUAGGAGGCACGAGUUUUUCGACCGAAUGCAGCUUAUCCGCCAUUCCCUCAAAGCCCAAAAUCAUCGUGUCCCGCUGAUCAUCAUGCAAAACAGCGGUGAUCGUCCGGAGCUGAACGUGGUGCUGUUGGAUAUCGGACCCGUGGGAGAGGAGACUGACCAGUACGAGUGCCGGGCAUUGCGCCAGUGGAUGGGGGCGUGUCGGCAGCUGCUGCUCGUUAACUACACCGCCGCUCUUCCAACGGGUUGGCAUAGGUCCCUACUGGAUAAGCUGUUCUGUUACGGUGCCGGUGACCGGACAUGGUUGGAGGAUGGGCACCGGGCGGAGGAGGGCGAGUAUGAACGCGGCGCACAUCUGCCCAUCAGCAUUCCCUUCCUGCGUUUCCACUGCACGGAGAAUGCCGCGGAACAGUGUCGGCGUUUCAUCGCGUCGGUUAAUGACCACUGUCCGGCCGUUAGGCAGCAGAUGAUCGAAAAGGUCACGGGGGUGUUGGCACGCUGGGUGCAGACGCUGGCCUAUCCCAACCAGUGGACCGGGAUUCGCAUGUUUCUCAACCUGUUCAGCAGUAUUGGCCCAGAUGGCAGUCCUCAGUCGUGGGAUAAUGCUGAUUUGAGACAAUUGAAUGUGGCUAUGCUCAGUCGCUUAGCCAUGCACAUUCUGGACGAAUACUUCAAAGACUGAUCAAGCAAAAAAGACUGCAUGCCACCGAUAAAACCAGCAUGCAUGCCACAUAUUCUUUAGGCUCCAAAAAUUAUCACUACUUAGUGUAUCAUAUCUGUUGGUUUAGAUUCAUUUUACCUCGAGUUAUGGACCGUUAGAAACCUUAGAAAAAUAUAAUACAAGAAAGCAAUGUAUCGGGGUAUUGUGUCUUCUGCGGUUGUUUUUUGCACCAGAACUCAGCAGAAGACAAUUUACUGCCGUAUAAGAAUCGACGUUGUUUUAGUGUGUGCGUAUUUGUGCUUAGAAUUUCUUAUGCCUGAGCGAACGAUACUGCAUUUAGUAAUUUUCUACCGCUACCUUGAACUUGAAUGCAUGCAUGUGUUUCAGUG
This is a messenger RNA of Paramacrobiotus metropolitanus, 2312 nucleotides long. RefSeq lists its product as uncharacterized. Lineage: Eukaryota; Metazoa; Tardigrada; Eutardigrada; Parachela; Macrobiotidae. The transcript has 4 exons. The record is from RefSeq and is a predicted model, not a curated record. The coding region runs from base 1 to 1944 and encodes 647 amino acids.